AUGGUGGCCGCAUCUCCUGCAAUCGCAUCCAUCGAGGAAGCAGUCGCCCGUGUCGCGUUCCUUACUUCAGACACAGUCUACUCUGUCCAGGCAUCCUUCAAGCAGGCAAAUGCUUACACGCCCACACUCAAGCAGCUCGCUAGCCAGGGUGUCGCCAAUGUCUACAGUCCCGAAGUCCCCCGCGUCGAAAUCCUGCGCGCCAAUGCAGACCCUUUCCUCAGUGUUCUCGAGCACAGCAAUGACGGCCGACUCGCUUCGGUUGUCACUUCUUCGGCAACAUUGAUUCAGGCAAUCCCGCAUCUCUACAGACUCGCGCUCAGACCCGUCACCCUUUUUGUCGAUCUGGCCACUGCUGAAUCAAGCUUGCCAGACUAUGCAGACAUCUCUAGCCUGCGCUCAACUGGCUUCACCAUUUUUCAGGCAACAACUUUGCAAGAAGCACAAGAUCUCGCUAUUGUCGCGCGUUCUGUGGCGAUCGAAAGUGGCAAGGGUUCUAUCCUCUUUUACGAGAGCAUCACAGGCGAAUCGAUCUCUGUUGAAGAUCGUUCUUUCAUUGAACGUUCUAUUUCUACUGAAGCAGCACUCGAGGCGCGCGCUGCAGAGGUGCCCGCACAAGCACUCUACCUCGAUGAAGCGCCCAAGCGAUUCCGCAAUGAGCAAGAUGCCGAGGGCAAAGACAUCCAAGUUCAAGUCGAGGCCAAGACAUCCGUUGACGUUCUCCAGCUCGUCUCGACUGCAUUCAGCAACAUUAGCACUGCCUUCAACCGCACCUACGCCGCUUUUGAAUACACGGGCUCUGCUCAGGCAGAAUCUGCCAUUUUGCUAUUUGGCUCCAACGCCACCCUGUUCAAACAGCAAGUUGCAAAGUCCGAGCGUGGCAGCGACGAGUCGAAAAUCGGCAUCUUGACACUGCGCGUCUACCGUCCCUGGUCAGCUGCAGAGCUGUCUGCUGCUCUUCCCGCGGGUGUCACCAAGAUUGCAGUGCUUGAGCAAAUCAAGCAAAAGACAACAAAGUGGACACCAUUGUUCCUCGAUGCGCUCGUUGCACUCAAUGGAUCCGGCCGCUCACUCGUCGCUGGUCAACUCGGUUACAAUAAUGCCGACACGGUUGCUCAAGCACUACGUGGUGUUGUUCAAAAUCUGCAGGCGGCUGAACCAUUGCAAAAUAUGCUCUUUGGUCAAGAUCUCGCUGCUGUGGAAUCGAUUGCUGCUGUUGCUCCUAAACUUGAGUCUGCCUAUGAAAAGAUCCUCAACCAACUCUUUGCAGCGCGUCUCAAUAUCGCCAACAAGGGAAGCAAGUCUGCUUUGCCUGCUGCAGUGAGCAGCAAUCCUGAAUUUGCACUUGGUGCGCUCCUUGCACGUCAAGAGAAUCGUCAGGCUUUCAUCAAACAAGUCUCUACAACCAUCAAGGAUGGCUCGCUUGCCAAACCAACAGUCGAUGCAUUGGACAAAUGGACUGUGCAAGCCAACAAUAAAGCCGAAUGCGCUGCUGCCUCGCAUGCUGCCAUCGCUGCGCUCGAGCAAGAUUCUUCAGAGGAUGCAAAGGCUUUGCUUGCUUCCAAAGAACUUUUUGAUGCUGGUUCUGACUGGAUCAUUGGUUCAGAUGCUUGGGCGUAUGAUCUUGGUAAUUCCGGUGUUCAUCACUUGCUCGCUACUGGCUUGAAUGCCAACAUGCUCAUUAUUGAUUCAACACCUUAUUCGGCUCGCAAUGCAGAGGCUGCUAAUAAGCGAAAGAAGGAUAUUGGCUUGUAUGCCAUGAAUUUUGGUAAUGCGUAUGUUGCUUCAACUGCCGUGUAUGCAAGCUACACACAAGUACUUGCAGCCAUGGUCGAGGCCGACAAAUUUGAUGGGCCAUCUGUGGUGCUUGCUUACUUGCCAUAUGAGCGUGAAGACGAUACACCCGUCACUGUCCUUCAAGAAACCAAGAAUGCCGUUGAGUCCGGAUACUGGCCCCUAUACCGCUACACACCUUCUGCGGAUACUUCGGCGAAUGACUUCCAGCUUGAUUCAGAGCGUUUGCAAGUCGAACUCAAGGCUUUCCUGAAGCGUGAGAAUCACCUCUCUCAACUCGCUGCACGGGACGCUCGAUUCGCUGCUAGUCUGGCGCAGUCGUAUGGCGCUGAAGUACGCAAUGCGCAAAAACGCAAGGCGAAGCAGGCCUUUGACAAGAUGUUGGAUGGGCUUUCUGGACCCCCUCUCACAAUCUUGUAUGCGUCGGAUGGUGGCAAUGCAGCAAAUUUGGCGAAACGGUUGCAACGUCGCGCCAAAGCCCGUUCUCUCAAGGCAAAAGUCCUUGCAAUGGAUGAUUUCCCCGUUGAGGAUCUUGCCUCUGAGCCUAACCUUGUGUUGAUCUCAGCGACUGCUGGACAGGGUGAAAUUCCACAGAACGGUCGCAACUUUUGGGAUGCCGUCAAGGCUUCUAUGGAUCUGGACCUUAAGGAGACACAAUUCGCUGUGUUUGCUAUGGGUGAUUCGCACUAUUGGCCUCGCGCUGCUGACAAGCAUUACUACAACAAGCCAGGCAUGGACUUGCACAAGCGAUUCUUGGAAUUGGGAGCAAAGUCGUUGAUUGACAUCACCGUGUCUAUGGGAGAUGACCAAGAUCCUGAUGGUUACGAGACUGGUUAUCAGGCCUGGGAGCCUGAACUUUGGAAGGCCUUUGGAGUUGACCACAUGGAUGUUGUUGUGGAUGAACCAAAAGCACGUACACCGGAAGACGUCAAGGUCGAGUCCAACUUUUUGCGCGGUGGUAUCGUUGCUGGACUAGCGGAUGGAUCAACAGGUGCGAUUUCAGCAGAUGAUGCCUUGUUGACCAAAUUCCAUGGUACCUACAUGCAAGAUGAUCGGGAUGUGCGAGAGCAGCGCAAGGCAGAUGGUCUUGAACCUGCUUAUUCCUUUAUGAUUCGUGCACGUUUGCCAGCUGGUGUUGCUAAACCAUGGCAGUGGUUGCAGAUGGACGAGAUUUCCGACACGUAUGGCAAUCACACAUUCAAAUUGACGACGCGUCAAACUUUCCAGUGGCAUGGUGUGUUGAAGCGUAAAUUGAAGAAGACCAUUGCUGCCAUCAACAAGGCGCUCAUUACGACCAUCGCUGCUUGUGGUGAUGUCAACCGUAAUGUCAUGUGCUCCACCAUUCCAACACUCUCGGCAUUCCAUGCAAAAGUCUUUGAUACCGCCAAGGGCAUCAGCGACCACUUGCUACCAAGCACUUCAGCAUACCACGAGAUUUGGCUCACUGAUGAGGAUGGCAAUAAGGCACAAGUUGCUGGCGAUGCUAUUCAAAACAAAUCCGACACGGAGCCCUUGUAUGGCCCGACCUACCUGCCCAGGAAGUUCAAGAUUGCCGUGGCUGUGCCGCCUUAUAACGAUGUCGAUGUGUUUACCAAUGAUGUCGGCUUCAUCGCAAUUCGUGAUGAUGCUGGCGAGUUGGCUGGAUUCAACGUAUCGAUUGGUGGUGGUAUGGGUACAACGCACAACAACAAAAAGACUUACCCACGUCUCGGUACCGUCAUGGCGUUCUGCACACCAGAGCAAGUCAACAAGGUUGCUGAGGGUAUCAUGAUUUGUCAGCGUGAUCACGGUGACCGCAAGGACCGCAAGCAUGCACGUAUGAAGUACACCAUUGACGACUAUGGUGUACCAUUCUUCCGUGAGUUUGUGGAGAAGUAUAUUGGCUACAAGCUUGAAGAGCCACGCCCCUAUGAGUUCAUUGAGAAUGUCGAUCACUUUGGUUGGCAGAAGGGCGAGGAUGGCAAAAACCACUUUGGCAUGUUUAUCGAGAAUGGUCGAGUUGAAGAUACUCCGGACUUCCAGAUGAAGACUGGAUUGCGGGAGUUGGCAAAGAUGUUGGAUGAAGGUGCAGAGUUUAGACUCACCUCCAACCAACAUGUCAUCUUGUCGAAUGUGGAUGAUAGCCAGCUGGACGCCGUCAAGGACGUGCUUGCCAAGUACAGACUCGACAACCUCAAAUACUCGAGUUUACGUCUCAGCUCUUCUGCUUGUGUGGCGUUCCCUACUUGUGGUCUUGCCAUGGCCGAGUCGGAGCGAUACCUACCUGUGCUCAUCACAAAGCUUGAGGAGACCAUCAUCGAGGCUGGCCUCGAAAAGGAGAGCAUCGUCAUGCGCAUGUCUGGUUGCCCCAACGCUUGUUCACGACCUUGGGUCGCUGAGAUUGCGCUUGUGGGUAAAGCCUUCAACACGUACAACCUCUACCUCGGUGGUGGCUACCAUGGCCAACGUCUCAAUAAGCUCUACAAAGCAUCAAUCCAGGAAUCCGAAAUUCUCGAUAUCUUGCGGCCGAUGCUCAAGGAGUUUGCACUCAAGAAGAAGGAGGGACAACACUUUGGUGACUUUGUCAUUGAGCGCGGAUACAUUGUUGCUACACGGGAAGGAAAGGACUUCCACGACGAUGUACCAGAGGAGGAUGAGCUUGUAGGCGCAUAG
Messenger RNA from Protomyces lactucae-debilis, 4443 nucleotides. Its product is annotated as beta subunit of assimilatory sulfite reductase. Gene Ontology annotation, molecular function: FMN binding; sulfite reductase (ferredoxin) activity; iron-sulfur cluster binding. Gene Ontology annotation, biological process: sulfate assimilation. Gene Ontology annotation, cellular component: sulfite reductase complex (NADPH). The transcript is spliced from 2 exons. NCBI's taxonomy places the organism in Eukaryota, Fungi, Ascomycota, Taphrinomycetes, Taphrinales, Protomycetaceae. Bases 1 to 4443 code for a protein of 1480 amino acids. The record is from RefSeq and is a predicted model, not a curated record.